AUGAAGUUCUGCUCUACCAUCGCCCUUGCGGCUCUCACGCUUCUCAACACCGUUCGCGGUGAUGCUGUACCAUGGGAGCGUAUCGACAAAGACGAUGCACUACUCCUGAUUCUCGACUUGCAAGUCGGCCUUUUCCAACUCGCUAGAGACUGGGACCCGACCCUCUACAAGCAGAACAUCAUGGCUCACGCGGAAAUUGGCAAGGUCUUCGACAUCCCAGUCAUCCUGAGCACAUCUGCCGACCAAGGUCCCAACGGUCCUUUGCCCAAGGAAAUGUUGGAGAUGUACCCCGAUGCGCCCCUCAUUAGACGUCAAGGCGAGGUCAACGCCUGGGACAACGAGGACUUCAAGGCCGCUAUCCGCGCCGCAAACAAGACCCAAAUCAUCGUCGGCGGCAUCACCACAGACGUUUGCACCACUUUCCUCGCCCUCUCCCUCCGCGCCGAGGGCUACUCCGUCUUUGCCAACGUUGAAGCCAGCGGUACUUACACGGAGCUCGUACGUGACACAGCAAACGCACGCAUGCAACAGGCUGGUGUACAGCUCGUCUCGCUCUUCUCUAUUGUGUGCGAUCUGAUGAGGGACUGGCGCAACACCCCCGGUGCGAAGGAGUUGCUCCCGUACUUGGACAAGUACCUGCCCGUUUACGGAAUGGUGGCUCGAGGACAUGCAGCGGCUGUGGAGAAUGGAACGAUUCAGCCGGGACAGCUUGGUCUCAUUUCUAGCAACAAUGGGUCGAUUAUUUUGUAG
This is a messenger RNA of Alternaria atra, 750 nucleotides long. RefSeq lists its product as uncharacterized. The transcript is spliced from 4 exons. Bases 1 to 750 code for a protein of 249 amino acids. The record is from RefSeq and is a predicted model, not a curated record. NCBI's taxonomy places the organism in Eukaryota, Fungi, Ascomycota, Dothideomycetes, Pleosporales, Pleosporaceae.